CUUUAUAUCAAAAUUCAAUAAUUAUUUUUCGCUUUAUUUGGACACCGUAUCAAAACACUGACUAUACAUUUAAUCUUAUCGCGGCAGACCCAAGAGCUUAACAAUAUCUCGAUUACAGUCAGUAUUUCGGCGUGAUGGAUAACAACUAUAUCGUAAAAACGGAAUAUGGGAAGGUCAGAGGCUUCUCACAGAUGUCUCUUGUAGACAUCCCAUACAUUCGAUUUUUGGGCAUUCCAUACGCUACACCACCUGUUGGUAAUCUACGGUUCAAGUCACCGCUGCCACCGUCUCCAUGGGGUGAGAAUAUUCUUGAUGGGAACGAAGAGAAGUCAGCGUGUGCUGGCAAAAAUAAUGUCAUCAAGCAGUUUGUUGGAUCGGAUGACUGUUUAUACUUGAACAUAUUCACAAAAAACUUAAAUCCAAAGAAACCUUGUCCGGUUAUGGUGUAUAUUCAUGGAGGGGGACAUUGUACAGGUUCAAGUACGCUGAAUUCUUACAGUCCUGAUUACAUUUUGAUGUCGGAUGUAGUUCUGGUAACAAUUAACUAUCGUCUUGGUCCACUUGGUUUUUUAACUUUGCAAGACAAAUCCCUUAAUAUACCCGGCAAUGCUGGCCUGAAGGAUCAGCAACUAGCUAUGAAAUUCGUCAAGGAUAAUAUCAGUAAUUUCGGCGGCGAUCCGAAUAAUUGUACCCUGUUCGGGCACAGUUCGGGGGCAACAUGCGUUAGCCUUCAUUGUUUAGCAGAGAGUUCACGUGGAUUAUUUAACCGGGCAUUGGUGAUGUCAGGAUCUCCUGUUGCACCGGAAAGCUGUAUGUUGGAUAAUGAUUACGCUCUUAAAUUGGCUAGACACCUUGGAUUCGAUGGACAUAGCGAGAGUGAUGUGUUGGAAUACUUAGAGAAAGCUGAUGCUAUUGCUAUGGCUGAAGCACAAUUUAACUUAAAUGGUCCCUGCGAAUACGUUCCAUAUACAUUUGGUCCAUGCAUAGAACCCUAUGAAACUAGUACUGCUUUUAUGUUGCAUGAACCAAUGAACUUGUUGAAAAGUGCUUGGAGUAAUGAUAUAGAUUUAAUGUUGGGUGGUACGGCUGACGAAGGAUAUUGUACUGAAUCGAAAUUUGAAAGUGACCCAAACUACGAAUCAAUCAUUCCAUCGGACUUAAAACUUAAAGUGAACGAUAAAACUUUAAAAGAGUAUGCGACUCGCUUGAAAGAUUUUUAUCUUAAACUCUUCCCAACCGAAUACGAGGCAUACAAAACGUUCAACGGGGACCAAUUCCGUUGGAUGGCCAUGCAACGUUUUGUCCAUUCGCGACAGAAUAGCAGUGGAAAAGGGCGUACGUUCUUCUAUCGUUUCGCUGUUGAUUCGCCGACUCAAAACCAUUAUCGCAACCGAUGGUUCGGUUUAGGUAGUAAAGGCGUUGUUCAUGCUGACGAACUAAGUUAUCUGUGGAAGAAUAUUCAGGGUGAUGUUCCCAGUCGCGACUCCAUCGAAUUUCUCAGCAUCAUCAGAUUUGUAAAUUUAAUUACUUCGUUUGCGACAACCGGUGAUCCUAAUUCGAAUGUUUUAAAUUUGGACUUUAAUUCGUUCAAUUGGAAACCUGUGGACACUCCACCGUACAAAGGACUUAAUAUAGGCGAGAUAUUGGAAUUUGAAAUCUUAGGCGAGUCCAAGCGUCUUGAAUUGCUGGAAGCCUUAUAUAAAGAAUCGGCAAUUCAGCUAUUCUAAUCCGACACCGGUUACAAUAACGUUAUAACAACAGUAACAGCAACUACACCGGUGAAACACUCGGACAACAUACUAAUUCAUUUUAUGGGGAUGAUGGUCUUUCGGUAUACAUUUACUUCAACAAAAUUGGAUAUACGGUACUAUUGACAAUAUAAACAGAUAAAU
Messenger RNA from Bradysia coprophila, 1892 nucleotides. RefSeq names its product esterase B1-like. NCBI's taxonomy places the organism in Eukaryota, Metazoa, Arthropoda, Insecta, Diptera, Sciaridae. The record is from RefSeq and is a predicted model, not a curated record.